This is a messenger RNA of Centropristis striata (black sea bass), 2599 nucleotides long. RefSeq names its product cystathionine beta-synthase-like. NCBI's taxonomy places the organism in Eukaryota, Metazoa, Chordata, Actinopteri, Perciformes, Serranidae. Gene Ontology annotation, molecular function: cysteine synthase activity; cystathionine beta-synthase activity. The coding region runs from base 166 to 1935 and encodes 589 amino acids. Gene Ontology annotation, cellular component: cytoplasm. The transcript is spliced from 15 exons. The record is from RefSeq and is a predicted model, not a curated record.
CCUCCCCGUUUGGUCCACGUGUUUCGUCACGAAAACCUCGGUCUCUGUCGGAAGUUGCUCACUCCGCAUUGUUGUCCUCUGGUCGCUGAGCAUCGGGGUCGCCUGUGAUUCUUUUUCAACACUUUAACAGGUUUUCGCGCCACGUUUCAGUCAUAAGUGUAAGUCAUGCCGUCCGUCCCCUCGACCAAAGAGGCCGCCGUGAAGGGCCCCGUGUGCCCGCACGCCGCCAAGCUGCUGGGCCACGCCAACGGAGAAGGCAAGAUCCGCGAGGGUUCCUUCCCGGCCAACGGGGUCGACAAGCUGCCGCCGGCGGACGCUGAAGAGCCGAACAGAACCCUCCAGAUCAACACCAAGAACGCCGUCGUCGAGAGGAAAUGGAUCCGGCCCGACCUUCCCAGCCGCUGCACAUGGAGCCUGGGGGCCUCCAAGGCCGACUCACCUCACACACAAGUCCCCAGAACUCCUGCUCCAACCAUUCUCCCAAACAUCCUGCACCGGAUCGGAGACACUCCCAUGGUCCGCAUCAACAAGAUCCCCAAAGCUUUUGGACUCAAAUGUGAAUUAUUGGCCAAGUGUGAGUACUUCAACGCUGGCGGGAGCGUGAAGGACCGGAUCAGCCUGCGGAUGGUGGAGGACGCGGAGCGAGCCGGGCUCCUCAAGCCUGGAGACACCAUCAUAGAGCCCACCUCUGGAAACACUGGUAUUGGAUUGGCUCUGGCUGCAGCUGUGAAAGGCUACCGCUGCAUCAUCGUCAUGCCGGAGAAGAUGAGCAUGGAGAAGGUGGACGUCUUGAGAGCUCUUGGAGCUGAGAUCGUCCGUACGCCCACCAGCGCCCGCUUCGAUUCGCCAGAGUCUCACGUGGGCGUCGCCUGGCGCCUUAAAAACGAGAUCCCCAACUCUCACAUCCUGGACCAGUACCGCAACCCCAGCAACCCUCUGGCUCACUACGACACCACGGCCGAGGAGAUCCUGGAGCAGUGCGACGGUAAAGUGGACAUGCUGGUGGCCGGAGCAGGCACCGGGGGCACCAUUACUGGCAUCGCCCGCAAACUGAAGGAAAGAUGCCCCAACAUCAAAAUUGUGGGUGUUGACCCAGAAGGAUCCAUCCUGGCUGAGCCCGAGGAGCUCAACAAGACCGAUAAGACCCAGUACGAGGUGGAGGGCAUCGGGUACGACUUCAUCCCCACCGUGCUCGACAGAUCCGUGAUUGACACCUGGUACAAGUCAGACGAUGAGGAGUCCUUCAACAUGUCUCGCAUGCUGAUGAGAGAGGAGGGCCUGCUGUGCGGUGGCAGCUCUGGGACAGCCAUGGCAGCGGCAGUAAAAAUGGCCAAAGAUCUGAAGGAGGGUCAGCGCUGCGUGGUCAUCCUGCCAGACUCCAUCCGCAACUACAUGUCCAAGUUCCUGAGUGACAAGUGGAUGGUGCAGAAGGGCUUCCUGAGUGAGGAGGACCUCAUGGUGAAAAAACCAUGGUGGUGGAACCUGAGGUUGCAGGGUCUGAACCUGUCCGCCCCCCUCACCGUCCUGCCAACCGUCACCUGUCAGAGGACGAUCAAGAUCCUGAAGGAGAAGGGCUUCGACCAGGCGCCCGUGGUGGACGAGGCUGGGUUAAUCCUGGGCAUGGUGACUUUGGGGAACAUGUUGGCCUGUAUUCUGGCGGGAAAGAUCAAGCUGUCAGACCCGGUCAGCAAAGUCCUCUACAAGCAGUUCAAACAGAUCCGUCUGAAUGACAACUUGGGAAAGUUAUCCCGUAUCCUGGAGACUGACCACUUUGCCCUGGUGGUGCACGAACAGAUCCAAUACUUGACAGACGGCUCUCCCAGUCUGAAGCAGAUGGUUUUCGGGGUGGUGACGGCCGUCGACCUGCUUAACUUUGUGACGGGCCGAGAACGGAGAGAGCGCUCCAUGUCGGAGUCCACCGACGAGCUCUGCUAAACAUAAAGCCUGAACAUUUCCAACCAGAACUUGACAAACACGUCAAAAGAUAAUUUUGUGACGUUUUGAUUGAGGUUAGCUCUUUGCUGAUUCAUUUUUGUAUUUUUAAACUUGAGUCUUAAGGUUUAUUAGCCAAAUAUGUCGCGCCAGUAUAUGAUCGGGUUACUUAUUAUUUUAAGAAGUUGAUUAUUAUUAGAUUUGCUUUUACUGCUCAAAGCAAAUCUUCAGUUUUUAUCUUGUAGCUUUUUGUUUUGUAUUAGAUUCCUUUGUGUUGCUGUUUUAUUUGUCUGGAGAUUGUUUCACCUUUGCCUUGUGUAUUAAUUAAACAUCAGAUAUAAGACAGAAUAGUAUAAAAGCCACAUUCAUCUCAUAUAUCAAGAGUAGACGAGUAGAUAGCUGCUGUAUAUAAGCAUAUUAUCUUUCCAGUGCUGCUUAUUAUGUGCUGCUUUUUCAGUUGUGUAUGUACACAAAAAAAGAAUUACAUACAAUCUAAUUUCUUGAAGUAAAUCGUGGUGCUCUUUCCUUUCUGCAGCACAACGCCUGUGGUGUAACUGUAAACUGUAAAGUCAAAACUAUUUAAUCUUCUCUGUGUGUGAGAGAAACUUUUUGUAUUGCAUCAUUUUUCCUUAAUGAAUGUGUAUGAUUAAAUAAAGUUUAAAAGUCG